ACUUUUUUUACAGAUGAAGAAGGCGGUCAGGAUGAAUCCUUAGAUUCAAAGACUUCUUUGCCAUCAGAAGAAACAGUAAAAGAUCAUGCCACAGCAGCCCGAGUUGUAGCUGGUCAGAUCUUCAUUGACUCAGAAGAACCAGAAUUAGAACCUCCUGCCAAAGAGAACAGCUUCAAGAGCCAGGAGGGAGAUGUUGAAAGUAUUAUAGAAGAAACCAGCUCCCUAGAAAUGCCAAAUCUAGAAAACAAGGACUUAGAAGAAAGUGAAGAAGUAUUGAAAUCAGUUUUGACCGCCAUUGAAGGUACAGCAGAUGGGGAACCCUGCCACUUUCCCUUCCUCUUCCUUGAGAAAGAAUAUGCUGAAUGUACAUCAGAUGGGAGGGAAGAUGGGAGGCUAUGGUGUGCCACAACCUAUGACUACAAAACAGAUGAAAAGUGGGGCUUUUGUGAAACUGAAGAACAAGCUCAUAAGAGACGACAGAUGCAGGAAGCGGAAGCUGUUUACCAGGCUGGGAUGAAAAUUCUCAAUGAAAGCAGUAAAAAGACCCAAAAGAAAGAGGCAUAUCGGUAUCUUCAAAAAGCAGCAGAUAUGAACCAUACCAAGGCCAUGGAAAAAGUGUCUUAUGCUUUUCUGUUUGGAGAUUACCUAAAGCAGGAUGUCCUUGCAGCAAAAGAACUAUUUGAGAAAUUAACUGAAGAGGGUUCUCCUAAGGGACAAACAGCUCUUGGCUUUCUCUAUGCCUCUGGACUUAGUGUCAACUCCAGUCAGGCAAAGGCUCUGGUUUAUUAUACUUUUGGAGCUCUUGGGGGUAAUCUCAUUGCUCACAUGAUUUUGGGUUACCGGUACUGGGCUGGGAUUGGAGUCCUUCAGAGCUGUGAAUCUGCACUCACUCACUAUCGUCUUGUGGCCAAUCAUGUUGCCAGUGAUAUCUCACUGACAGGAGGCACAGUAGUACAAAGAAUUCGUCUGCCUGAUGAAGUAGAGAAUCCAGGAAUGGCCAGUGGAAUGCUAGAAGAAGAUUUGAUUCAGUACUACCAGUUCCUAGCUGAAAAGGGUGAUGUACAAGCACAGGUUGGUCUGGGGCAGCUACAUUUGCAUGGAGGGAGAGGAGUAGAACAAAACCACCAGAGAGCUUUUGACUACUUCAAUUUAGCAGCCAAUGCUGGCAAUUCACAUGCCAUGGCCUUCUUGGGAAAGAUGUAUUCAGAAGGAAGUGAUAUUGUACCACAGAGUAAUGAGACAGCUCUACAUUACUUUAAGAAAGCUGCUGAUAUGGGCAACCCAGUUGGACAGAGUGGACUUGGAAUGGCUUACUUGUAUGGGAGAGGAGUUCCAGUGAAUUAUGAUCUGGCAUUGAAGUAUUUUCAAAAAGCUGCUGAACAAGGAUGGGUAGAUGGACAACUUCAGCUGGGCUCUAUGUAUUACAAUGGCAUUGGAGUCAAGAGAGAUUAUAAACAAGCCUUGAAAUAUUUCAAUUUAGCAUCUCAAGGAGGGCAUAUCUUGGCUUUUUAUAAUCUGGCCCAGAUGCAUGCCACUGGCACUGGAGUAAUGAGAUCAUGCCAUACUGCAGUAGAGUUGUUUAAAAAUGUGUGCGAAAGAGGCCGUUGGUCCGAGAGGCUCAUGUCUGCAUACAACAGUUAUAAAGAUGGUGACUCCAAUGCUGCUGUGGUCCAGUAUCUCCUGUUGGCAGAACAAGGCUAUGAAGUGGCCCAAAGCAAUGCAGCCUUCAUUCUGGAUCAGAAAGAAGCCAGCAUUGUAGGGGAGAAUGAAACCUAUCCCAGGGCUUUGUUGCAUUGGAACAGGGCAGCCUCCCAAGGCUACACUGUUGCUAGAAUUAAGCUUGGAGACUACCAUUUCUAUGGAUUUGGCACCGAUGUUGAUUAUGAGACAGCAUUCAUUCAUUAUCGGCUAGCAUCUGAGCAGCAGCACAGUGCACAGGCCAUGUUCAACCUUGGGUACAUGCAUGAAAAAGGACUUGGCAUUAAACAGGAUAUUCACCUUGCGAAGCGCUUUUAUGACAUGGCUGCUGAAGCAAGCCCAGAUGCCCAAGUCCCAGUGUUCCUGGCACUCUGCAAGCUUGCUGUUGUUUACUCUUUACAGUAUAUACGCGAUGCCAGUAUACGGGAAAUCUUCUCCUACUUUGAUAUGGACCAGCUUUUGGGACCAGAGUGGGACAUUUAUCUCAUCAUUAUCAUCGCAUUACUAUUGGGAACAGUCAUAGCUUACAGGCAGAGACAACACCAAGCAAUCCGGAGGCCUCCAGGGCCACGGCCAGCUCCCCCGCCUCAACAGGAGCCUCGACGAGAACAGCAGCCCCCUCAAUAACAGCUUCCCUGUGGAGCCUUGACCAUCGUCAACCAUGAAGGAGUGGGAUCUGUUUGUUGAGAACACUAGCAUCGUGAUUAGGACUUUGGAUCAGUGGCCACCUCCCAAGAGAGGCACAAAGAAGCAUUUAAUUCUUAAAGCUGCUUAGAAUCUGAUGCCUUUAUUUUCAGGGAUAAGUAACUCUUACCUACACUGAGUUGAAUGUUUUUGUGCCAUAUGGAAUAAUAACGUUCAUUGGCUUUCAUUUAGU
Messenger RNA from Gracilinanus agilis (Agile Gracile Mouse Opossum), 2575 nucleotides. RefSeq names its product SEL1L adaptor subunit of ERAD E3 ubiquitin ligase (gene SEL1L). The transcript is spliced from 20 exons. Gene Ontology annotation, biological process: ERAD pathway. The annotation marks the transcript as partial. Gene Ontology annotation, cellular component: endoplasmic reticulum membrane. Lineage: Eukaryota; Metazoa; Chordata; Mammalia; Didelphimorphia; Didelphidae. Gene Ontology annotation, molecular function: protein binding. The record is from RefSeq and is a predicted model, not a curated record.